Messenger RNA from Talaromyces atroroseus, 1197 nucleotides. RefSeq lists its product as hypothetical. The record is from RefSeq and is a predicted model, not a curated record. Gene Ontology annotation, molecular function: DNA-binding transcription factor activity; protein binding. NCBI's taxonomy places the organism in Eukaryota, Fungi, Ascomycota, Eurotiomycetes, Eurotiales, Trichocomaceae. The transcript has 2 exons. Gene Ontology annotation, biological process: regulation of DNA-templated transcription. The coding region runs from base 1 to 1197 and encodes 398 amino acids.
AUGGUCAAGGCAUCAACCACCCCCAAGGCGGGUUCCCGGACGGACCCCGAAGCAAUUGAGCGUCGGCGGAUGCAGAACCGUCUCGCACAGCGCAAAAGGCGCAUGAAACGGGCCCAACUGGCCAAAGAAGAAAAAGAAAGACAGCAGCGCCUGCAAGCAGCACAGGCAGUAUCGCGACUCACCUUCAUGAAUGAAUCGUAUAUGUCCAACAGCAUGAUGGGCCGGUAUCACGAGCAAAAGUUCCAUCCAGCAUUGCAAAAUCGUUACUUCACUACCAGCACUCCGCCGCCUUUCGAAGACAUCUUCGCCUCCUCUCCAUAUGUUCCUCCAACUCCCGUGCCGCCCUUCGAGUCUGAUCCGUCGUUCUUUGUAGCUGGGUAUCCCUCGCCGUCAUUAUCUGGAUAUGCACCGUCCACGCCACCGCUCAGUCUGUACACGCCUAGUCUGGUGGGUGGGGACUUGUCAAAUAUCAGGAGCAGCAGCAGCAGCAGCAGCAACAACAGCAACAGCAACAGCAACAUCGAUAUCGACCCCAGCCUCUUCAUGGGCCAGACUCUUGUCGGUGGUGUCUCUUCCUCUGCUCCAGGGCCAGCAAAGUCUCAAGCAUUGGAUGCCUUUGGCCUCGUGCUAGUGCAGCCAGAUCGACAUCGCUCAACUUCUCUCCCCUCGCAGUUCUCUCCUCCACGCUCAGUCCCCUCGUUGUCAUCACCGCCCCUACCGCCGAGCAUGAUUCACAGAAAAGGGAGCCACCACAAGACCAACAACCAUAACAACUUACAUACAAAUAAUAUGAAUCCCAACCCCAGCCCCAACCCAUCGCACGCCAGCGCGCACACCCACGGCAAAACAGGCCUACACGUGUGCGCCGAACAAGGCAACACGCACGUCGUACAGCUCCUCCUAGGCUACGGCGCGGACAUGGACGGCUUAGACGAAUACGGACGCACGCCGCUGCACUACGCCGUCCGCAACAACCACACCGACGUGGUGAAACAGCUCGUUGAGCGAGGGGCCAGUAUCACCAUCACGGACGUUAAUGGUAUCAGUCCCGUGCAUAUCGCGGCUGAGGCUGGGUCCGAGGAAAUGGUGCAGAUGAUGAUGCCUAUGACGAUGACCGGGCAGGAUAUGAAUCUGAAUCUGAAUCUGAAUUUGGGUCCGGGUCUGGGUCUGCAGACUGGUCUUGUUACCAGUUCCUAG